AAACCAAAUCCCAGAAAGAGAGAAACAGCACAACAUUUGAAACCGAAGAGGAAGGACAAGCGCUGCGCUCUCUCUCUCUCUCUCUCCCCCACUCGAUGCCUUUGAAACCCUAGCCAUAAUUAUUGACUAAAGGGCGUUUCUAUUGGCCGUUUCAUUUGAAAUCACCAUUCUCCGGCGACACGGAUCGUCCAAGGAAUGGCCAUUGAACCGCCGGCUGAUCAGAGUUAUCAUCCUCAUUUCCUUGACUCGGCUAUGGUUUCAAGUGCAAUAUUUUACGUCGAAUAUAGAGAAUCACCUAGUUUAUUGAUUAAUUACAGUUAUUAGUUGCUCUUGGAGAGAAGAGGAAGGUUAUGGCGCCGGCGGCGAGAGGAUGUUGGGGGGUGGUGGUGGAGAAGGCGAGGAGGAGUGUAAGGACGGUGAUUUUUAUGGUGGCGAUGGUGGCGUCGCUGUUGGCAUCAUCGAUUCCGGUGCUUGUGGCUAUUGGCGACGUGGUGGUUGCUUUCUUUUUGGUGUCGAGUUUCACGUGCUUGACAUGUUAUGGAUUCAAAAGCCAUUUGCGUAGAUACUCUUUUAAAAGCUCCUUCACCGAUAUACCUAUCAUUUCUCUUAUCAGAUCUUUCCUCAUCAUCUGUGUUUAUUCAAUGUGUGAUGCACCAGCAUUAUCACAUGGACCUUACCUUGGAACUGUGACACUAUGUUCUGUAGUUUCAGUUAUGCUUCUUUCAAUCAAGACAUGUGUUUUCACUGUCAAUUCUCAAAUUGAGGCUGAAGCUUCAAUUUCCUCAAUUUCAAGACAGAAGCUUCAUCUGAAGAAGUCAUGGGGGAUGCCUGUCUUGUUUCUUUCGUCUGUUGUCUUUGCGCUUGGACACUCUGUGGUUGCUUAUAGAACUAGCUCUAGAGCAAGGAGAAAGCUUAUGUUUCACCGAGUUGACCCCGAAGCUGUGCUUUCAUGUAAAAGUGUUUUCUCGGGCUAUCAGAAGGUUCCAAGAUCUCCCACUCCCACAGCGGGUAGAACCCCAAAAAGUGACAGUGAAAUGAAGCGAAGGCCUUUCGGAACAACUCGUGAUGAAGGGGAACUCCCAGUCAGAUUACUUGCUGACAUUGACAGCCUGUUCACUACAUGCCUGGGACUUACUGUCCAUUACAAGCUCUGCUUUCCUGGUGCACCCCCUCGGUACUUAUCCUCAACUACUGUCCUUGAAUCUAGUUCUUGCGGUAGCUCACCUAAGCUAGUGGUGGGGAGGUUACGACUUGAAAGGCAGCCAUUUAGUGCGGUGGCAAAAACUCAGCAUCAUCUAUGUAGGAGUUAUAGCAAUCAAUUUUACAGCUCUUCACUGUAUGCUCCAUUAUUGGGUGGUUCUCCAACUUCUGCUCUAUCUGAAGAAAUUCCUGUUCUGAACCUAGAUGAUGCUGUUCAGGAGGAUGGAAUGUGUGAAUUGAACUCUGUGAUUCCCAAGCUAGAUAUGGAGGGAAAUGGCCAGUUAGGUAUUGUUCUAGUUCAUGGGUUUGGAGGGGGAGUUUUCUCAUGGAGGCAUGUGAUGGGAGUGCUAUCUCGGCAAGUUGGCUGUGCAGUUGCUGCUUUUGAUCGACCUGGUUGGGGGUUAACUUCUCGUCUACGUCGUAAGGAUUGGGAGGAUAAAGAACUGCCCAAUCCAUACAAGCUUGAAACUCAGGUUGACCUGCUUCUUUCUUUCUGUUCUGAGAUGGGGUUUUCUUCGGUGGUGCUUGUUGGUCAUGAUGAUGGAGGCUUGCUUGCUUUAAAAGCCACUCAAAGAGUCCAAGAAUCAAUGACUUCUUUCAACGUUACAAUUAAAGGGGUGGUAUUACUAAAUGUUAGCUUGUCUAGAGAAGUGGUUCCUGCCUUUGCUAGGAUACUUAUGCGCACUUCUCUUGGAAAAAAACACUUGGUUCGUCCUUUACUGCAAACGGAAAUUAUUCAAGUGGUGAACAGGCGUGCAUGGUAUGAUGCUACAAAACUAACAACAGAGAUUUUGAGUCUUUAUAAGGCACAACUAUGUGUCGAAGGUUGGGAUGAAGCAGUCCAUGAGAUAGGCAAACUUUCAUGUGAGACAGUCCUUUCACCACAAAAUUCUGCAGCUUUGUUGAAGGCUGUAGCAGGCAUGCCAGUGUUAGUUAUAGCCGGUGCUGAAGAUGUACUUGUUCCACUUAAAUCUUCUCAAGCCAUGGCUUCAAAACUUGUAAAUUCUAGACUGGUUGCUAUAUCUGGAUGUGGCCAUCUUCCACACGAGGAGUGCCCCAAGGCAUUACUGGCAGCUAUAUCACCAUUCAUAAGCAGACUCUUGUUGGAAUCAGAUUUGGAAAAGCAAUAGAUCACCUUCCUUUUACUUUUCUUUUCUAACCUUAUCCAUAGGCUUGUAUCUGUUGUAUACCCUUCUUCCGUAAGCAAUUUAACCCAGGAGGGUGACUAAUGUCUUCCUCUUCUUUGGGUAUUUUUUAAUGUUCAAUUUUCUUCA
This is a messenger RNA of Populus trichocarpa (black cottonwood), 2474 nucleotides long. RefSeq lists its product as uncharacterized. The transcript has 7 exons. The record is from RefSeq and is a predicted model, not a curated record. NCBI's taxonomy places the organism in Eukaryota, Viridiplantae, Streptophyta, Magnoliopsida, Malpighiales, Salicaceae. The coding region runs from base 351 to 2330 and encodes 659 amino acids. Gene Ontology annotation, molecular function: catalytic activity.